AUGACUUCAAGUUCGAAAGAGAUAGAAGAGGCGCCCACAAAAAAACAACAAAGCCAGGAGGAUCAACAAUUAGAUCAGCAACAAUUUUCAGGUUAUUUAACAGAUAACGUAUGGUAUGAAAUAUUUCGUCAACUGCAUUGUGAUCUAGGAGAAUAUCUUUACAGUUGUUUAUUAGUGAAUACACAAUUUUUUCGUAAUGCAGUACCAUUUUUCUGGAGAGACGUGCAGAUAACAUAUUUUAGUCAACUCUCUUCUUUUGUUCGUAUUCUUGAGUCCGAAAAUCAAACUUUACAAUAUGCAAGAUAUAUUAGAACAAUUUAUAUAACAGCUAGAACUCCACGUACACCAAAUAAAACUCGUUCAGCUGAAUUGGCAAAUUUAUUAUAUAAAUUGGCUAGCAUUGAUGUUAAUUGGAGGUUAUUAUCAUUUAUAUUGGAUUUAGAUUGGAGAGAUUGCGAAGAACCUACUAUUUGGAUUAAUUUUUUUGCUAAAUUUGGAAAACAUUUGGAACUUGUUGCUUUACAUGGUUCUUCCCCUUUUUUGAGUGACGCUUUAUCUUUUUCAAUAGGAGAAUUUUGUCCUAACCUUAAAGUUCUUACUUUGGAAUCCCGAUAUUUUAACGGAUAUGGGAUUCUUAAUAUAGCCGAAAAAUGUCCUCUCACAGAAUUAAGUAUUUGGUGUCGUCAAGUAACAAGUUCUGUCAUUUUCUCAAUUCUUCAAGGAAGAUGUUCUCAAACGUUGCAAAAAUUAACAAUAAAAAACUGUGAUCUUGAUGAUAAACCUUUGUUAAGUUUAAUAACAACGCCAGGAGGAUACGACGAUGACGAUAUACCUAAUGCAAGUAGCAAUGAGAAUAUAACACGAACAUCAUAUUCUUCUUCGAAAGACAAUUCAUCAAAAAUAUCAAUAUUACCAAAAUUAAAAUCAUUUUCUUUUAUACAAUCUUAUGCAUUUUCAUCUAAUGCAUUGACUUCUUCUGGUUUAUUAAGAUUAUUGAGUACGUGUCCCAAUUUGACAGAAUUAACUUUGAUAGUUUCAAAUUCUUCAAAAAUUGUUAAUGAUAUUUCAAUAGAAAAAAUUAUUAAAAGAUUACCUUUAGAUAGUUUUGAAAUUGUCAAUCCUUAUAGUAAUCAACUACCCUUUCAUCAUUUAGACCAUUUUGAUGUUACUAUUGAAGGACUUAAAACGGCUAUUAAACAUAAACCUGAUUUGAGACUAAGAGUUGGUGCUUUUGAUAGUAUGAUAUCCUAA
Funneliformis geosporum is the source of this 1251-nucleotide messenger RNA. Lineage: Eukaryota; Fungi; Glomeromycota; Glomeromycetes; Glomerales; Glomeraceae. The record is from the annotation of a GenBank genome assembly.